UGCCAGGAAUGGGCCGGGCCUCCAGCGGUGAUGAGGCAACACGGGGUCCAUGUGUGUAUAAAUACGGACACGUUUUGCAUGCUCAACUAUCAGUCGCCUAAAGAGCUGACAAGGAUCGGAUCAUCUGAAGGAAUCCAGUCGCCCAGACAAUCGCUAACCAUCACCGAAGCUGCAGAGGAAAUUAAGGACAUCGAGGUGCUCAUCGGUGGCCKGAUACCCAUGAGAAAGAAGACUAAUCAGCUCUAAUCUUCAAAGGCUUCAUUAACCAAACCCAGCUAAAAUGAAGGCAUUCAGCAUUGCAGUUGCAGUGACACUCGUGCUCGCCUUUAUUUGCAUUCUGGAGAGCUCCGCCGUCCCAUUCACGGGGGUCCGAGAGCUGGAGGAGGCAGGGAGCAAUGACACUCCAGUUGCUGCACAUCAAGAGAUGUCAAUGGAAUCGUGGAUGAUGCCAAAUCACAUCAGGCAGAAGCGCCAGAGCCACCUGUCCUUAUGCCGCUACUGCUGCAAAUGCUGCAAGAACAAGGGCUGCGGGUUCUGCUGCAAGUUCUGAGGAUUCCUGCAACAAGCGCACAUGAUUAAUUUAUUACUUUUUGUCUGGUCUCGCUUCAAGAAACGACCUUUUCUUCACCUCUUCCUUCAUUUAUACCAACGGUUUCAGGAGUACUGAUUCAACAUUCAAGGAGCUCUCUUUUACUCUUUUUUUUUUGUAUUUAUUUUGUAUAUUUCAACUUUUGAACCCUUUUUUUAAUAUACUGAGUGGGAU
This is a messenger RNA of Austrofundulus limnaeus, 763 nucleotides long. It is a transcript of the gene hamp, whose product is annotated as hepcidin antimicrobial peptide. The transcript is spliced from 3 exons. Gene Ontology annotation, cellular component: extracellular region. The record is from RefSeq and is a predicted model, not a curated record. Bases 281 to 550 code for a protein of 89 amino acids. Gene Ontology annotation, biological process: defense response to bacterium; intracellular iron ion homeostasis. NCBI's taxonomy places the organism in Eukaryota, Metazoa, Chordata, Actinopteri, Cyprinodontiformes, Rivulidae.